AUGAUAUAUCAAUCAGUAAUUGUUAAGCUUUUUAGUGGAAUGAAACCACUUUGUUUAUUCUUUCCUGCUGUAGCAAAAACCACGAUAUUCGAUUUAAAACAAAUAAUAUUUGGACGCUUAUUGGUCGAACCUAAAAACCAAAAGCUCAUCACAAUAUCUGGAAUAUGUUUAAAUGACUCGACCAGAAUAUUUGAGAAUGACGACGUCGAGUUCACAACCUUGACGCUUAAACUACCAUUAUAUGGCGGCAAAGGUGGAUUCAAUACGAUGUUAAGAGCCCAAGAACCGGAAAGGGAGCGAGCUCAUAAUGAAAAAAUGCAAAGAAAAAUCGAAAAUGGUUUUAAUGAACGUCAAACGAAAAAAAAUAAAUUUGAUGAUUCCGAAUUCCUCAAACAAGGUGAGGAGAUGAAAGAGAAUGUACAAAUGGCAGCAACAGAAGCACUAAAAAAAUCGUUUAAUAUCACAACCAUCAUAACCACUAACACUAUUGCUACUCAAUCUGCUAUUUAUACCACCAUUGCUACACCCACUAAAUCAAUAAAUACCAAUGCGUUAUCAAUGUGUAGUGAAGAUAAUGACGAUGUUGAAAUGACAGAUUCUGAUGCAUAG
Entrophospora sp. SA101 is the source of this 609-nucleotide messenger RNA. Lineage: Eukaryota; Fungi; Glomeromycota; Glomeromycetes; Entrophosporales; Entrophosporaceae. The record is from the annotation of a GenBank genome assembly.